Medicago truncatula (barrel medic) is the source of this 3248-nucleotide messenger RNA. Its product is annotated as putative disease resistance protein RGA1. The transcript has 2 exons. Gene Ontology annotation, molecular function: ADP binding. The record is from RefSeq and is a predicted model, not a curated record. Lineage: Eukaryota; Viridiplantae; Streptophyta; Magnoliopsida; Fabales; Fabaceae. The coding region runs from base 186 to 3095 and encodes 969 amino acids.
ACUACAUGCUGCUGAGGAUAAAACUAGAUUUUCACUAGAUAUUUUCCAAGAGUUAAUUACAUUUGUGUCCCUUCCCUUGGUCCUUAUUUUCUUGUAUUGAUAGUGAUACUACUUUUCCUACCUUCAUUCACAGCCACUCUCAAACUCUGCAAACUUCUCAAUCUUCUAACUGCGUUGUGUGAAGCAUGGCUGAACAAAUUCCAUACGGUGUUGCUACAAGUCUCUUUAACAGGUUGGCUUCUGCGGCCUUUCGUGAACUUGGACGGAUUUAUGGUGUUAUGGAUGAAUUGGAAAUACUCAAGAACACAGUUGAAUCCAUCAAAGCUGUCCUCCUUGAUGCUGAAGACAAACAAGAGCAAAGUCAUGCUGUACAAAACUGGGUUAGAAGGCUCAAAGAUGUGCUUCUUCCUGCUGAUGAUUUGAUAGAUGAGUUUCUUAUUGAAGAUAUGAUACAUAAAAGGGAUAAAGCUCAUAACAACAAAGUGACUCAGGUAUUUCAUUCCUUAUCCAUAAGCAGAGCUGCUUUUCGCCGUAAAAUGGCUCAUGAGAUUGAAAAAAUACAAAAAAGUGUUAAUGAUGUUGUGAAAGAUAUGUCUGUGUUGAAUCUUAACUCCAAUGUUGUGGUGGUUAAGAAAACUAAUGAUGUAAGGAGGGAAAGUAGUUCUUUUGUGUUAGAAUCAGAGAUUAUUGGAAGAGAAGAUGAUAAAAAGAAGAUUAUAAGCUUGUUGAGGCAAUCACAUGAAAAUCAGAAUGUCUCCUUGGUUGCUAUUGUUGGUAUUGGUGGUUUGGGAAAGACAGCUCUUGCUCAAUUGGUAUACAAUGAUGAUCAAGUGCAAAAUUUGUUUGAAAAGAGUAUGUGGGUAUGUGUCUCGGAUAACUUUGAUGUCAAAACUAUUCUGAAGAACAUGGUUGCGUUGUUAACCAAAGACAAUAUUGCAGAUAAGAAUUUAGAAGAGUUGCAGAAUAUGCUUCGAGCCAAUUUGACUGGUACGAGAUACUUGUUAGUCUUGGAUGACAUUUGGAACGAGAGUUAUGAAAAGUGGGAUGAAUUGAGGACUUAUUUGAUGUGUGGUGCUCAAGGCAGUAAGGUUGUAGUGACAACUCGUAGUAAAAUUGUGGCACAAACAAUGGGUGUAAGUGACCCCUAUGUUUUGAGUGGUUUAACUCCAGAAGAAUCUUGGGGUUUGUUAAAGAAUAUUACCUUUCCGGAUGAUGCCAUUGGAGUGAACCAAACUCUUGAACCAAUUGGAAAGAAGAUAGCAGAAAAGUGCAAAGGAGUUCCAUUAGCAAUUAGAUCACUGGGAGGCAUAUUACGAAGUAAAAGGGAAGAAAGGGAGUGGAUCGAUGUCUUACAAGGUGACUUUUGGAAAUUGUGCGAGGAUAAAGAUAGCAUCAUGCCGGUCCUAAAAUUGAGUUACAAUAACUUGUCGCCUCAACAAAGACAAUGUUUUGCUUAUUGCUCUAUAUUUCCUCAAGAUUGGAAAUUGAAGAAGGAUGAGUUAAUUCAAAUGUGGAUAGCACAAGGAUAUCUUGGAUGUUCAGUUGAAGAGCAAUGCAUGGAAGAUGUUGGUAAUCAAUUUGUAAAUAUUUUCUUGAUGAAUUCAUUCUUCCAAGAUGCAGAAUUGAAUGACGAUGGUGAUGUAUCUGGUUUUAAAAUGCAUGAUUUAAUGCACGAUCUUGCAACACAAGUAGCUGGCAAUGAUUGUUGUUACUUGGAUAGUAGGGCAAAAAGAUGUCUAGGAAGACCUGUGCAUAUAUUAGUGGAAUCUGAUGCCUUUUGUAUGUUGGAAUCGUUGGAUUCAAGUAGGCUGCGAACUUUGAUUGUGUUGGAAUCCAAUCGGAAUGAAUUGGAUGAAGAGGAAUUUUCAGUCAUUUCCAAUUUCAAAUACUUACGCGUCUUGAAGCUGAGGUUGCUGGGUAGUCAUAAAAUGCUAGUUGGUUCCAUUGAAAAAUUGAAGCAUUUAAGGCAUCUUGACUUGACACAUUGUGAUGGACUAAAAAUUCAUCCCAAAUCUACGAGCAAUCUUGUUUGUUUACAAACAAUAAAAUUGUUAAUGUGUGUUGGACUUUCUCGAAAAGUUCUUUCAAAAUUAAUCAAUUUGAGACACCUUGUGAUAAAAGGAUCUAUGACCUUCAAAGAUGAGACACCGUCUAGAUUUAAAAAAUUGAGCAUACAACAAUAUAAGGGUCUGACUUUGUCCAAUUGGACUUCUCCACUCACAAAUAUAAAUGAAAUAUAUCUUGAUGGUUGCUUAAAUUUACGAUAUCUCUCACCCUUGGAACACCUUCCAUUCCUUAAGUCACUAGAGUUACGUUAUCUUCUUCAAUUGGAGUACAUAUAUUACGAAGAUCCUAUUCUUCAUGAAUCAUUCUUCCCAUCUUUGGAGAUCCUACAACUUAUUGCUUGUUCCAAGCUAAAGGGAUGGAGGAGGAUGAGAGAUGAUUUGAAUGAUAUUAACUCUUCACAUCAUCUCUUGUUGCCUCACUUUCCUUCUCUUUCUAAAUUGACAAUUUGGUCUUGCGAGAGGUUGACUUUCAUGCCUACUUUUCCAAACAUUAAGAAGAGAUUAGAAUUGGGACUUGUCAAUGCGGAGAUAAUGGAAGCAACACUAAAUAUAGCAGAGUCACAAUAUUCGAUUGGCUUCCCUCCUCUUUCCAUGCUCAAAUCCUUGAAAAUUAAUGCUACCAUUAUGGGUAUCGAAAAAGCUCCGAAGGAUUGGUUUAAAAAUCUUACUUCUCUUGAGAAUCUUCACUUUUACUUUCUUAUGAGUAAAAACUUACAAGUAAUUGAAAUGUGGUUUAAAGAUAACCUCAAUUGUCUUCCUUCUCUCCGAACAAUCAACUUUGAGGGUAUUGUUGGUGACGUUGUAAAGGCAUUACCAGAUUGGAUAUGCAACAUCUCAUCACUUCAGCAUCUUAAGGUGAAGGAAUGCAGAGAUUUGGUAGAUCUGCCUGACGGAAUGCCACGCCUUACAAAAUUACAUACCUUAGAAAUCAUUGGAUGUCCACUCUUAAUUGACGAAUGUCAGAGAGAAGCAAGUGUAACUUGCUCUAAAAUUGCUCACAUCCCAAACAUCAUCACAAGGGGUGAUUAGAAAGGUACCGACUAUUAUGUUUGGUCUUUGUUGUUUAGUUUUAGGAUUUAGGGAAGAUUUGUGAAGAUGGCUGCUCUAGAUAUUCAAGUUUUUUAUUUUUAUGAAUGAUUAUUAGUGAAUUUCUUUAGCUUAUUUUGUUAAUGUUAUUUUGUA